AUGGCUAACAAAUUGGACAUUUUGGAAGAAAUCCGCAAACAUCGAAACAAUUGUGUCGACCUGUUACAGAAAUUGCAAAAGGCUCAUGUCAAUGGCGACGAUGUGGCCAAUGCCAAAAACAAGUCUGGAUGGUUGCCAUUGCAUUUUGUCAUGGUCUUUUGCAAGGGUCCUGGUGUUUUGGAAUUGGUGAAAUUCCUGUGGCGAAUGCAUCCUUUAUGCCUACAGGCCAAGACGGAUCGCGACACUUUGGCGGUCAAUCUCAUGCCGCCCACCACCAAUCCACAGCCGGUCAUUGAUGCCAUGCAGCGGGAUCAAUUAGAAGCACGUGUGUGGCUCAUGAAGAAAUAUCCACAAUCCAUUCGUAUGGAAGAUAAGGACGGAGAAACACCCUUGGUCCGGGCCAUUAUAGGACGUUGUAACAUUUUAGUGGCGGCCAUGAUUCAACGGUUCCCGGAACUUACGCAAGAAACGAACAAUCGAGGAAGAUUACCACUGCACUAUGCUAUGGAAUCGGCAAAUGCUGGGGCUGUCAGCAUGUUGUAUGGGGCAUAUCCAGAUGGGAUUGAAGAGGCGGACAAUAUGGGGAUUACACCGUAUUACAUGUUUGCAAAAUUGCCAAACAAGGAUCCUUUGAUUGCCGCUUUGGUGGAUCUCAUGUGCGAAGUCUUUGAAUUAGAUGAAGCAACACAGCCAUCCAAAGAUGACUCUACAGAGGUCAUUUACAAGCAGAUGCUACCACAAUAUGCUAUUGACUCGAAUUUGUCAGUAUGGACGGAAAAGGUCAUUUGGCGACUCAUCAAGAAUUGGAGAGAAACCAUCCAAAUGCCGAUACCAGAAAUCCCUGAUACUCCAAAGGAAAACCAGCACUCCACUUUUGCUACUUCUGGGGCACUUAAUGCAGCAAAGGAUUCGUCGGUGGGAGACGUAGGAAAACCUCGAACCACACGAGAUCCGACAUCCUUUCAAAAGUACACCAAAAAGGGACAAUUCGAGGCACUGCGAGCGUCCUUUGAGGCUGCGUCUGUCAAGGGAUAA
Molecule: messenger RNA, 1035 nt
Organism: Cylindrotheca closterium
Lineage: Eukaryota; Bacillariophyta; Bacillariophyceae; Bacillariales; Bacillariaceae
Source: the annotation of a GenBank genome assembly